Trifolium pratense (red clover) is the source of this 571-nucleotide messenger RNA. RefSeq names its product reactive oxygen species modulator 1. NCBI's taxonomy places the organism in Eukaryota, Viridiplantae, Streptophyta, Magnoliopsida, Fabales, Fabaceae. Gene Ontology annotation, biological process: protein import into mitochondrial matrix; protein insertion into mitochondrial inner membrane. Gene Ontology annotation, cellular component: TIM23 mitochondrial import inner membrane translocase complex. The transcript has 3 exons. Bases 104 to 328 code for a protein of 74 amino acids. The record is from RefSeq and is a predicted model, not a curated record.
AAAGCAAAAAAAAAAACAGUUUGCGUUUAUUGGUGAAAGAAAAGGAAAAAAAAAUUGAGUUUAGUUUAGUUUCACUUUCCUCCAAACAACGCACAAAAUCGCAAUGGCUAGAGACAGUUGCCUCGCUCGUGUCACAGCCGGUGCUGCCGUAGGCGGCGCUGUUGGCGGUGCCGUCGGUGCUGUGUAUGGAACAUAUGAGGCUAUUAGAUAUAAGGUACCCGGACUUUUGAAAAUUAGGCAUAUUGGACAAACUACACUUGGAAGUGCUGCUAUAUUUGGUCUUUUCUUGGGUGCCGGAAGUUUGAUACAUUGUGGGAAGUCAUACUGAGCACACAAAAGAUUUUAUCUACCUACCUGCAGAGGUUUGCUUGCUGCCCUUGUAAAGUAUGAGUAGAGAAAGAAUUCACUUAUUUAUUUUCUUAAUUUUUUUUUUUUUUUUUGGAUCUUGUAAAAUGUUUGAUGGCAGUAGCUGCAAUACUGCUUAUUUUGUAUGAAAAUUUUGAUUUAUUUAUCUCUCUGGACAGUACUGUUGAAAUAUCUUUGUAAGGGCUUUCAUUUUCCUUUUGAUUCA